GUCAGGAACCUGUGACAAAAAGCCAGAAGCCUUGGACUUCUGUGUUGCUGGAAUACAGCGGACUGUACAAAAAUAAGGCUUGCAUCUGUUUCUCUGCCUACUUUUGCCUCUGGUCCCACCCAUUAUUUGCAUGAGGCUCCUGGAAGAUUUGCCAUGCCGGAAUGUGGUCCUCGGGCUGAAAAGUUUCCCUGUCACAGCUUUCACCCAUCACAUGGUGGUUUGCGAGGUGGGCCUCUUCCUGCUUGCCUCCUAGUAAGCAGUCCUUCAUUAAAUACAUUUUCAUUACCUCCUGUAUACCCUCCAGUAUACCCCAUUAUGUAGGUGUUGGUUGAUUGAGAACACAACUAUCCAAUGCAUCCUCUCUGUCUUGACAGCUCUGAGCUUUUGCUGUUGCUUUUGACUCAAGAAAUGUUCCUGGUGUUGUUUUCUGGACGGCUGGGGUCAUAUGUACUUCAGGGACCUCGUUUCAAACCUCAGCUUGGCUAUGAGCAUGCUUGUUGGCCUUCUGAAAUGUCUCGAAGAUGGAAGUAAUAAUGGCUCAAGCCAAUAAGACAGUGUUAGAAACUCAAUUAUACAAACUAGGCGCCAAAUGGUUCCUUAAAGCAGGGUGGUUGUUGUUGUUGUUGUUUUGUCGUUUAGUCGUGUCUGACUCUUCGUGACCCCAUGGACCAUAGCACGCCAGGCACUCCUGUCUUCCACUGCCUUCCGCAGUUUGGUCAAACUCAUGUUCGUAGCUUCGAGAACACUGUCCAACCAUCUCGUCCUCUGUCGUCCCCUUCUCCUUCUUGUGCCCUCCAUCUUUCCCAACAUCAGGGUCUUUUCCAGGGAGUCUUCUCUUCUCAUGAGGUGGCCAAAGUAUUGGAGCCUCAGCUUCAGGAUCUGUCCUUCCAGUGAGCACUCAGGGCUGAUUUCCUUCAGAAUGGAGAGGUUUGAUCUUCUUGCAGUCCAUGGCAUUCUCAAGAGUCUCCUCCAGCACCAUAAGCAGGGUUACAGUUGCCAAAACGGAAUGCCUAGUUGCCGUUUUUGGACCAGAUGGUUCAAAAGUCGUAUUUUUCCAGUAUGAUGUUUUUGUUCCUGAAAUUCAUUCUGAUUGUGCAGAUACGAUAUAAUGAAUAGAAUUCUAUAGAAUGUGUUGCCAGUGUGAAAACAGUCAAGAUUCAAGGAUGCACCUCCAGAUGGUGGAGACGUCAGGCGCCAUCCUAGUGCCCUGGCACUGAUAGCCAGGUGCAAAAUGCUUGUCGCACCUGACAAAUUUUGAACGCUGCAAUAAGGAUACUGUAAAGUCGAAAUAAAAAACAGGUGCAAAGCGCCUUACAAGCUAAAAGCACAUUUGAACUUUAGGGGCAGGGGCUGCCGGUAGUUUGGUGCCCAACUGAGCUCCAUAAUGAAUGGUCUGGAGUGCAUCGUUAGCCAAACCUGCAUUCCCAUCUUCUCUUUUCCAGGGUUUGUUAUGCUUACAGGAUUAUGUGUGACUGUGCAAUGUUGUCUCUUUACGAAAGAGGAGAAAGCCUGGUGUGGCUUACUUAUACAUGGAGAUGAGCUGUAUUUUUUUGUGAAUUAGGUUGGCUAGACAUUUGAACGCAUCAAAUCAAGAGUACGGUAGCUGUGUUUAAGCCAGCCUCCGACUGUUGAGAAGUCUGAAUCUGUUUGGAAACUGAUGAUGUCCUGGAGGGGAUCUUCUAGGCAAGCACACAGAGAAGCCCAAUACCCUGGCUGCCUUUCCUGUUGCUCCUGAACCACAGGUCCCUACUAAAUGAGACUUAAGAUAAGCAGGGAGAAGGCUUGGUCAGGCCCUGACCUCCUUACCGGUAGCUUCAGAGAUGGAGACUACACCACCAGGUGCCUUCAGAGCAUCUGAUAGCAGCUUGCAAGCUAAUGAUGGGGGAUAAUAAAAAACCCCUCUUCAGAUGCUAAUCUGAAGUGUUGGUCCCAAGGCUGACAUAAACUGGGAGUGGAACACCUGGCGUAAUUUGUGAGCAGCGCCUUCUUAGAGAGUAGGCAAUACACUGCAGCCUUUCUCUUACGGUUUAUAGCUUCCUCAAGUCUACCACUGACUCUUCUCUUCCCAGUCAUAACAUGUAAAUGCACUUGUUUCGAUCAUAAACGUCGCUUCCCCUCUGGACUUUCGCUUGUGAUGAGUUUGGCCUUUGAAACCAUAGCUGGCAAGUUCUCUGCAGUGCAUUUCCUCUUUAAUAAAUGGAUAAUCUUUUGCUUCGGGGACUGGGUGUGUUUGGGAUACUGAGUAGUGCAAAGGAGGGAAGGAGUGUCCAAACAGCUAGGGAGUGAAAGAGUCUCAUUCACUAGUUGUUCUGGCACUGCAUCCAGCAUGUGCCUGCUGUUGCAUGGCACUGCCUAUCAGCGGUUUUUAUUGGGUUUUCAGUAAACGCAUGGCAGCAGCUGAAAUAAAAACUUGUGUGAUGAACAGUCAUUAAACAAUCAACGCCACUCCCUUACGCUCACCCUGUUUCUUCCUAGUCUUGUGUGAGUUGCUCCCUUCUAGAAAAUAGGUAUAAAACAAAUCUGGGCUCACAUCUCUUUGCACACUUCUCAUAGUAUAUGGGCUGUUGUUUUUGUUGGCAUCCGUCUGACUCGAUAGACAAUGGAGUCCUCCUCCAGGGCUGAAGUCAAACCGCUGUGUUGGCAGUACUGAAGUGACCCCCGGGGUGAAAGCCUGGCCAGUGUGCAUGGAGGUCCUGGGCUGCCCAGAUGGAAGACCCCCCUCUUGGACUCACUGGUGUGGUCCAAAGGAAAGCAGAGCAAUACAUUUGGUGAAGAGUCUUCUGUCUAAAACCCUGUUACAUGGAAGAUGGAAUAAGUUUGUUUUUUCCUGCUCCAGAGGGUAGGGCUUGAAGCAAUGGCUUCAAGUUACAAGAAAGGAGACUCUGACUAAACAUCAAGAAUAACUUUCUGACAGAUAAGAGCAGUUCAGCAAUGGAACAGACUCCCCCAGAAUGUGGUGGACUCUGUUCCUUGGAGGUUUCCAAGCAGAGUUUGGUCAUUGAUCCUUAGUUGAGGUUCUUGCAUUGCAUGGGGUUGGCCAAGAUUGGGUUCCCAACUCUACAAUUCUAUGUUCCUGGAGGGCUGCUGCCAUGAGUGUAGACCAGGCAUCCCCAAACUGCGGCCCUCCAGAUGUUUUGGCCUACAACUUCCAUGAUCCCUAGUUAACAGGAUCAGUGGUCGGGGAAGAUGGGAAUUGUAGUCCAAAACAUCUGGAGGGCCGAAGUUUGGGGAUGCCUGGUGUAGACAAUACUGAGCUUAGAUGGACCAAUGGCCUUGACCUCCAUGUAAGGUAGCUUCCUAUGUUCCUGUAUCUGUUGCAAUAGGACCUCACACAUUUAUAGAACAAGAUAUUGGGUCAUCAUGAGAGCCUACUGAUCUAGACACUGUCUGUUUUCAUUGUCAAGAGGGCUGGAGCUUGGGAGAGACCUGCUGUUUCAGCAGUGAACCGGUUCAGAUGGAUAGCUGCUGAUCCUUGCUAUGUCCACACUGGUUUCUGAAUGUUGCAGAAUACCCUGUUACCCCGUUAGCAGGGGGAAGUCUUUUGUAGGAACAAGAUUGGCCAAGUUUCUCCAACUGCGCCAGUCUGCAGGGGGCUGAGGAAGUGUCCCGUAAAAAUCUGGUGGUUGACCUACAACUCACACUUGGGGGCUAGCGUUUUGUGUGGUGGAAGAGUAGAUACAGUAAUGUAUUUGACCCUGAAGGCAUAGCUGCAGAUCAUUUCCUGAAGUGAGGAGGGUAGUAAAACUGCCUUACCCUGAGUCACACCAUUGAUCCAUCCAGCCCCGUAUUGUCCACAUUGAGUUCAGGCAGCUCUCCAUCCCUACCUGAAGAUGCCAAGGACUGAAACUUGGAAAGUUGUGCUGUACCACUGAACUUACGGCCCUUGAGAGAAAGGGGAAUUUCACACCUCUUUGCCUUUUUGUGUUUUAAAACAGCUCCACUGCCCUCCUGUUGUUUCUGGAUACAAUCCAGAGUGCUGUUUUUAACUUUCAGGCACCCGUGGGGCACAGGUAUCUAAAGGACUGCCCACUCCCAUACAAACCAGCACAGGCAUUUGGGGGUCCUCAUUGGAGGCUGUUCUCUGGGUGUCUCCCAACACUGGAGGGGCAGCGGGUAGUAAAUGUGUUGGGUGACACCCUUUCAGAGGGCAACAUCCAACCACAGCAUAUCUUCUCCACAGAGAACAGGUGCAGGGUUAAGUUUUAGGUGCUUGAUGGCUGCUUUUCUAGCACACCAUUUUGAUCUGACUCUUUUAAACUUUAAAAAAACUCUGUGUUGUUUCUAUUCCACAACUGCUUUUGUUUUCAGUUAUUCCCCACUCCCCACAAAUGAUUUCCAACGUACGGUACAAAAAAUUAGAAGUGAGAGAGACAGAUAUCUUCGAAAUGGACUGGAAAAAUCUCAAAAUGUCAUGCUUGUGCCUAGGAUCCUGAAGUAUUUCUCCUGCUGGUUGUGUGUAGUUUAGUCUUAAAACCUCACGGUGCCGUUUUCCUGUUUGGUGUAUGUGCACAAGGGAGGAGUUGCCUGGGAGCCUGCAUAGAUGUAGCUUUUUGCCAUCAAAAUGCUAUGUCUCUUUCGAGCUUCUGAUUUUAUUUUAUUUUAAAACAUAAGCUAGGCAGACAUGGUUGAUGAUUCCCCCUUCCCGUUUCUUAUUGGAGCUUAGCGGCCCAUGAAAAUCCAAAUACGCUUUUAGUUUAGAGAAAUGCACAAUUGCAAACAAUAAGUGACUUUUUCAAAAUGCCCUCCAGCGACGGCAAUUUCUCCUUGCGCACAAAGCAGUCCUGUUUACAACUUGGGAGAGUUAUGUUAAGUGGUUUUUCCAGCAGAUAUUUUUGAAUCCUUUGAAGCUGCCUCCUAGCCAUACAAGCCUAGAACAUAGGUGCGAAAACCACAGGGGUGCCAUUUGCUGCUCAAAAGACCUGUUCUUUCCUUGAGGGCAGUUUAUUUUGCUAGUUGUUUUCCAGAAAACCCACAUUAUGCCCCCCCUCCCUUGUGAGCAGUUUGUGGGUUCAAAGGUCACAGUAACUUAAACGUGUGCUUUUCUGUGCAUUUGGCUGUCUGGAGGACCGUAGGAACUGAGCUGCGUGAUUGGGCUGAAUUAACUGUGUCUGUUGCGUUUCUUGUACUGCAUUAUUUUCCAAAAAAGAAAAUAAAAAUGUGUUAAAGAAACCUGAUUCCUAUUUGGAAUUUUCCCAACCUUGCAUCCAAAGCCAUGGGUUGUACCCAACGGAGUUGUCUAUUUAGUGCAAGGGCUCCCCCCCAUCUCCCCCCCCACACGUCCCCUUUUCCAGCCCAGGUCUGCUCCAGAGGGUUGGUGGAAAGACGGGCAGGGAGAUGACACAUCCUUGGCUUCUUUAGAUACAACAGAUCCAAGGACUUUUCAGAGGUGAUAUGCUACUCAAUAGCAGUUGGUAGGAAUCGCAAGUGGGGAGAGGGGCUGUUGCGCUCAGCUCCUUUGUUCAGGCUUCCCAUUGAGGCAUCUGCUUGACCACUCUGAGAGCAGGAUGCUGGACUAGAUGAGCUGCUCCCUGUACCCAGCCAGAAGCCAGGCACUUUUGAUGUUCUUAACGGUUGGAUUUCUGCCCUUUGCUGCCGCUUCCUACACAGGAAUCUACCUUGUGCUGAGUCUGAUUGGUCUGUCUAGAUCAGUCUUAUCUACACAAAUGUUUCUAAAAACUUGGGUCCUCAGCUGUUGUGGGGCUACAACUCCCAUUGCCCCUGGUUGCAGGACUAGUGGUCAAGGUCAGGGAUGGUGGGAGUUGUAGUCCAAUAACAGCUGGGGACCCAAGUUUGAGGAACACCGGUCUACACUGAUUAGCAGUAUUCUCCAGGGUUUCAGACCAGGAGACUUUACCAGUCCUACCUGGGAUUUAACCAGGGACCUGUUGCAUACGAAAGCAGAUCCACAAGCAGCCCCAGGACUCUCCAGACUGCAGUUUGGAAACCACUGGUCUGGCGGCACGCUUAGUUUCUUCUUAUCUCCUUUCCUUGCCUUUUUCCAUCUUCGGCCAGGAUUUUACCCUAGCAGUCUUCCUGCUUUGGUAACACUGAUUUUUCCGAGUGUGUGUAUGUUUGCUUCUAUCUGCUUGCGGUUUUCUCUUUAAGUUUGUGGUUUUGAGCGGCAACGUCAAAUGACACUCUGCUGGAGAAGGUCUUGCUGAUUAGAACCAGCUAACUUGUGGGGGAAAGUGACCGUAAUGCUACUGAGGUCAUGAGGGUUUUCAAAACAGCAGAAUGCGGUGGGUGUAACAGCUGCAAAAAGCGACGUGUUUAGAUGACGCCUGGAGUUGGGCUCUUGCCAGUUUUUAAAAGAUAAUUGGUUGUAAUUCGGCAAGCUGUGCGCUGGUUUUGUGGUGCUUGGAUGCAAACCUGCAUCUGUCCUGAUGGGAGCCAGAGAGGACACUCGUGAUUCAGAAUUCAACAGAUGACACCGAAUAAAGAGAGACUGAUGAAUGACCACGUAAGCUGCCCUUGUGAUUGCUCAUGCAUUCCAACAGAGUCCACACACCACUGCUCUUGGUAUUAGAUCAGAAGGACUGCUUUGCUAUGUCAAGCCAGUGUCAACCUAUCCCAGCACCUUGUCUGCUACUGUGAACAGCCAGUGGCCUCCAGGAGCUUACUAGCAGAACUUGAAAAAGAUGGUCACCUCUAUAUCAGGGGUCGGCAAGGUUUACCUUGCCUAGGCUGGUUCUCUAGUGGAGAUCCCUCCGUGGGCCGGAUUAUGAGUGCGCCCUUCCGCGAUUACUGGCGUUUGUGUCUACACAUGUGCAGACGCGAUUUCCAGCGCACCAAAAGCAAGUCCCCACGUUGCGCCAGUUUAGUGCACUGCACGGGGACUCGCAGAGCAAGCCACUCGGUUCAGGGGUGGCUUGUGGACCAGUUAUAUGACCCCCGUGGACCGCUUGUGGCCCAUGGGCCUUAGGUUGCCGACCCCUGCUCUACAUCAGCCUUCCCCAACCCUGGCAACCUCCAGAUGUUUGGGGCUGUGAUUCCCAUCAGCUGUGUUGGUUGGGGUUGAUGAGUAGUGUAGAUCCAAAAUGGGUGGCACAGGACCUGUAAAUUGUACCUCUGCAUAGCCAGACCUCCGGUGAGUGACAGGCGCAGUCCCUGCGUUUGUUUGUUUAUUAAAUUUGUAUACCGCCCUAUACAAACAGGGCAGUUCACAACACAAAGGUAAAGGUAAAGGUACCCCUGACCAUUAGGUCCAGUCGCGGACGACUCUGGGGUUGCGGCGCUCAUCUCGCUCUAUAGGCCGAGGGAGCUGGCGUUUGUCCGCAGACAGCUUCUGGGUCAUGUGGCCAGCAUAACUAAGCCACUUCUGGUGAACCAGAGCAGCGCAUGGAAACGCAAAGUUACAGCAGCACGAAAUACUUAAUAAAAAUAAUUAUGACAAAUUACAAUGCUACAGUCGUACUUCGGUUUAUGGACACAAUUCGUUCUGGGGAGCCGUUCGCUCCCUGAGCAGUACUUAAACGGAGCGUCUGUUCCGCGCAUGUGCAAAGCGCCGAUAGAGCGCUUCUGCGCAUGCGCGCGCCGUGCAGAGCGCUUCUGCGUAUGCAUGUGCUGCGCAGAUCGCUUCUGUGCAUCUGCAGGUCGCGGAACCCGGAAGUAAACACUUCUGGGUCCGCGGAGUACUCAAACCGAGAGUACUCAAACCACAGCGGACUUAAACCGAGAUACGACUGUAAUGUAAAUAAACUAAUAAAAAAUAUGCUCCCCAACAGAAGCCUCUAAACAACAAUCCCCCACCCCACCGAUACCAAUACAAAAAUCCAAACUAACACGUAACAUUUAAAAACAAGAAAAUAAGGAUAAGGUUAAUCAUUUUAUUUGCUUUUUUUUAGUUCUUGAAGUUCUUGAUGGUGGCAAGUCCUACUUUUCCAGUUUACCUCUUUCUUUCAGAGAUGUGUGGUGGCCAAGAAAAAUAAACCGGUACUUGCUCAUUAGCUUUGACAUGAGGCACAAAUAAGCUUGACAGCUUCGGAACAACUGAUGCUAUCAAUAGUGGGGAUUGUCGUCACUCUUGUGGUUUGUGGUGAUCUCUUUAUUAUGAUUUUGGAGAUAAUAAGGGCUUAUUCAUACAUGGUAAGGUAUGAAGGGUUUUCUCUGCCGUACUGAAAUUAACGCCCUGGAAUUCUUUUGAUAGUCAGGCGCACCCCGUUUUGGACCAUUCUGGCUCAUACAUAGAGAGAGCACUGUGGUGUCGUGGUUAGAGUGUUUGACUAGGACCUGGGAGAGCAGGGUUCUAAUCCCCACCCAGGAAUGAAACUCAUUGGAAAUGCCCUUCAAAGGAUUGUGCCGAACACCGAGGGUGCUGUGAUGUCUGAAACUGCGCAGAGGGGCUUCUCCCUGAAGCGUUUUUUAGGUGCCAAAGACCCCGUUGACCGCCGUGUGGAGCGAGAUAAGUUCAGGCAGGAGCCCCACCAGAGGACCAGGAUGGAUUGGCUGUGACAACCUGCCGCAGGUGGAGGUGGAGGGGAGAGUGAUGAUGAAGAGUUCCUGCCGAGCUGGCCUCCACCGGGAACUGCUGAAUUCCACAUCCUCUGCGUUACACCCGGUCAAACGAAUAUCUGGCAUGCACUUAAAGCCCUAUCUCAAGUUGCAGAAGAAAGAACGGCCUCUCGAAAUAAGCCUGGACCCUCCCCGAAGCCCACCAAUGAGCCAGCCGAGGUUGGCAGAAGAGGAGAAGCCCAGCAGCCCUGAGCCAAGCCUCUUUCCGACCCCCUCUCUUCGGAAGCCAUUGGGGACACUCUCCCCCAACACGAUCGGCAGCAGCAGGGGCCACGCGGAAGGGCCCGGCGGGAAGGAGAGGAGAGCUGCCCUCCCGGCCACCAUCCACCAGGGGGACGACGGAGAGGGGCCACUGGACAUCUGGGCCAUCGUGAAGCCGGGGAACACUAAGGAGAAGGUCGCCUUCUUUGCGGCCCAGCAAUGCGGCGACCGCAGCCGGGUGCUCUCCGUGAAGAACAAGAGCACCUGGGACAUCGACGGGAGGUCCACUAAGCGCAGGAAAAAGUCGCUGGAUAUCAAGAAGGCGAAGGUCCACCUGGAAAGGAUGAGGGAGGCAAGCGGGAGGUGCCACCAGCCUGAGCCAUUUGCCUGCGGCAUUGAGCACUGCUCUGUCCAUAAUGUGAAUGACGGCCUGGAGGGGGGUUUCCCGGGACGGCCCCUGUCGGUCGUCGAGAUGGUUGCUUUCUUGGAGCAAAGAGCCAGCGUCUUGCUGGCCGACUGCUCCAAAAACUGCCCCAGUGCCUCUGCUGUGACCAAGUUCCCUGGCCAGCCCAAAGCCACUCCCCUAGCCUCCCCUGGACCUUUUCCCACCUCGGGAGCCUGCGAAGCUCCCUCUGAAAAGGCAAGUUGUGGGGGGAGCAGCGGCGGCAGCAGCAGCAGCGAUGGGGAGCAGCAGGCAGAGCCCCUUCGAGUGCUGGACAUGGUGGCCAAGCUGGAGUCGGAGUGUCUCCGGCGCCAGAAUGAACGCGAAGCAGGAUCACUCUCGAGGAACAACAGCUUCCGGCGGAACGUGGGGCGGAUGCUGCUGGCAAGUGGAGCGCCCCCGGAGAACGACGCCAGCAAGGCGCCCCCAGAAGCUCCCAGCCAGGCAGAGCCCUGUCCACCGCUGGAAGGCCAGCUAUCUUCGAUCGCAGAUGCCCGCGCUGGUAACGGCCUUCUCAUGCUUGAGCAGGGAGGGUCAGUUUCCUCCAGCUGUGGCUGGCUCGGUUCUGAGAAGGCGAGCAAACCCACAUAUCCGGAAGCUGCUCAGGCGCCCCCACAUUCCUUGCACAGCAGAAAAGCGACGGUUGAUUGUAUGCCGAAGGAGCCAGCAACUCUUCCCAGCCUGGCUCCCAACACGCGAGUGAGAGAGUCCGUAAGCAUUAGCAUCUCCAUCACCAAGAGGGACGUCGGCUGCAGAGCCGCCCAGCCUUCCAACGCCACCUUGGGCGAAGACCCUCUUCCUGGCAGACUCUUCUUGCUCCUGUCCAGGUGUGAGCCCCCCCAGGAGUGCCUGCGCUCAGGGGAGACCCUCCCCGAAGAGUGCCGAGUGGGCCCUCAAGGGAAGGAAACCCCCCUGGGCGAUGAAGCCCUGCGCCUGCCCGCCCUCGCUCCUGGGGAGCCCCAGGAGGCGCCCUCGGAGAGUGCCCCGCAGGCCCUCGCCUCCUCGCGCCUGAAGCGGCAGAGGUCUCACGACUUCCUGGAGACCAGGUUCAAAAUCCAGCAGCUCCUGGAGCCGCAGCAGUACCUGCUCUUCCUGCCGCACCACAUCAUCGUGAAGAUUUUCGGGCUGCUGCCCACCCGGAGCCUGGUGGCGCUCAAAUGCACCUGCGGGUACUUCAAGUUCCUCAUUGGGUACUACAACAUCAGGCCGGCGGACUCCCGCUGGGUCCGCGACCCCCGCUACCGGGAAGACCCCUGCAAGCAGUGCAAGAAGAAGUACACCAAGGGCGACGUCUCGCUGUGCCGCUGGCACCCAAAGCCCUAUUGCCAAGCCCUGCCCUACGGACCCGGCUACUGGAUGUGUUGCCACCGGUCCCAGAGGAGCGUCCCCGGCUGCAGGCUCGGCCUUCACGACAAUCACUGGGUGCCCGCCUGCCACAGCUUUAACCGUGCUCUGCACAAGAAACCCAGGGAGGCGGAAGAGGACUGUUAGCACGCGCGCCCCCCCCUGGCGCAGUCUUUGCGGAGCCUCAUAUCCUAGGUGGGGAGGGGAAAAGAUGUUUUAUGCCUUGUGAUGUUUACACUGUAUAUAAUUUUGUGGGUGGUUUUUUUUUUUUUGUCCUCCCUCCCUCUCUAUUUCCCGCUUCCACAGGGCUAUGAAGAAACUGCACAUGACUUCUAAAUCACAAGAGCCUUUUUUUAACCUUUUAGAGAGAGAGAAAUAGCCCUUCCGUGUACAUAAUGCUCCCAGAAUCUCCUUGCCCAUCAGUGACUUGACAGGUGGUCCACCAACGUUGAAGAUCACUACAGCGCAGCUACAAGAGUGCUGCGGCUACAGGCCCGUGUUGUCGUCGUUGUAAAAAACAACAACAACUGUGUCUCAUUUUCAAAUCUGUAUAUCCUGUACAAAAAUAUACAUAUAUAAAUAUAUAUAAAUAUAAAUAUAUAUUGAAAAUUGUUUCUGGAAGGAAACUCUAAAUAGGUAAAAGAGGAAUCUUCGAAAAGAUGGUUUAACUGGACAACCUUAAAAAAAUAGGCUAGAACAAGUAUUUGUUAUAUCUUAGGGGGGCAGCAAGCAAAAGAGGGGUGUUUUUCUUGGAGCAGAGAGUGUUGAGAAAAAGCUCUGGCUUCCAAUGCCCACCUCACCUGGUUUUCGUUUCAUUUUUUUUUUUAACCUUAAAAUAAAAUGUGCAUUCUGAA
Zootoca vivipara (common lizard) is the source of this 11352-nucleotide messenger RNA. RefSeq names its product F-box protein 34 (gene FBXO34). The record is from RefSeq and is a predicted model, not a curated record. Gene Ontology annotation, molecular function: protein binding. NCBI's taxonomy places the organism in Eukaryota, Metazoa, Chordata, Lepidosauria, Squamata, Lacertidae.